AUGAUUGAUAAGAAGAUAGUCCGCAAAGGGCCGCUGUCUGGGGGUCGCCGGUGCGCGUCUGGAGCUGGCGCUGGAAGCGGCAGCAUGCGGGCUGACAGCCGAACGCGAGGAGCUGCACGUUCACCUAGCAGCCCUCCGCAUCCAUCUUCCCCACCAGAAGGCUUGGUGUCGGCUGGGUCUUCUCGGACUCAGCAAGCGGCACCCGCCGCUGGUGGAGCACGUCGCACGCAUUGGUCACAAGCAAUGAAUACAAACGCACUGCGGGCGUACUUUAGGGCAAAAGGGGAAGAAACUGGAUAUUUGGCGUACUGGGCUCGGAUGCAUGGUCUUUUGGCUGAGCUGGAGCCAUCUUUAAGCGUCACAGAGCAAAACCUGGCAGACUGA
Parnassius apollo (apollo) is the source of this 384-nucleotide messenger RNA. The record is from the annotation of a GenBank genome assembly. NCBI's taxonomy places the organism in Eukaryota, Metazoa, Arthropoda, Insecta, Lepidoptera, Papilionidae.